Molecule: messenger RNA, 2823 nt
Organism: Agelaius phoeniceus (red-winged blackbird)
Lineage: Eukaryota; Metazoa; Chordata; Aves; Passeriformes; Icteridae
Product: protocadherin beta-15-like
Biological process (GO): homophilic cell-cell adhesion
Cellular component (GO): plasma membrane
Molecular function (GO): calcium ion binding
Source: RefSeq, a predicted model, not a curated record
CGCGCCAUGGCGCUCGCAAGGCAAGUGCUUUGUGUGUGUGCUUUGCUGGGGCUGCCGCUCGCUCGCGCUGAGCCCAUCCGCUACUCCGUAGCCGAGGAGGCGGAAAGCGGCUCCCUGGUGGGCGAGCUGGCGGAGGACGCGGGGCUGACGCCGGCGCAGCUCUCGGCUCGCCGCGCCCGCCUGGUCUCGGAGGACGGCCGGCAGCAUUUUCGCCUCGAGCGCGCCUCCGGCCGCCUCAUCGUGGCGGAGAGGCUCGACCGGGAGGAGCUCUGCGCCCAGUCCGACACCUGCAUGCUCCCCUUCGAGCUGCUGCUCUCCAACCCCCUGCAGUUCUUUCGGGUCGAGGUCACUCUAGACGAUAUCAAUGACCACUCGCCUGUCUUCCCCGAGGAACGAGUCAAUUUUAAGGUCCUGGAAAGGAGCGACCCGGGCUCCCGUUUCCCACUGGAGGUGGCUCAGGACCUCGAUAUUGGGAGCAACACAGUUCAGGAGUACAGUAUUUCUCCCGAAAAUCAGUAUUUCAGUGUCUCCUAUGGGACACGUAGUACAGGGAAGAAGUAUCUUGAACUUGUUUUGGAAAAGCCACUAGACAGAGAGGAGCAGACAGAGAUGCGUUUCAGUGUUAUUGCUGUGGAUGGUGGCACUCCUCCCAGAAGUGGGACCACAGAAGUGAAAAUUGUCAUUCUAGAUGUGAAUGACAAUGCUCCCAUAUUCAUGCAGGAGGUGUACAUUGCAAAGGUUCUGGAGAAUAUGGCAGAGGGCUCUCUUGUUCUGAGUGUCCUGGCAACUGAUCCAGAUGCAGGACUAAAUGGGGACAUCUCCUAUCAACUCAUCCAAGCAGUGGGACAGAGUGAGUCAGCAUUUGUGAUUAAUCCCAUAACUGGGGAAAUUAAACUCACAAAACCUCUGGACUUUGAGGCAGCACACACUCACGAGCUCAGCGUGAGGGCCACAGAUGGUGGAGGCCUCUCAGCCAUCUGCAAAGUGUUGGUGGAGGUGGUGGAUGUGAAUGACAAUGCCCCAGAGCUGGUGGUCAGUUCCUUCAGCAGUCCCCUCCCCGAGAACACAGUGCCCGGCACGGUGGUUGCCCUGUUUACGGUCAGGGACCAGGACUCUGGUGCCAACGGGAAGAUCUCCUGUGGCCUGCAGGAUCAGCUCUUCUUCUCCCUGCGGCCAGCCUAUAAGAAUUACUAUGAGCUGGUGACAGUGAGCGCGCUGGACCGCGAGGAGACGCCUCAGUACGUCCUGAGUGUCACGGCAGCAGAUGCGGGCUCGCCUCCUCUCAGCACCACGCAGACCUUCACCGUGGACAUCUCCGACGUCAACGACAACGCCCCCGUCUUCAACCAGACCUCCUACACCAUGUACGUGCGGGAGAACAACGUCCCCACGGUGUUUGUUGGGGCCGUGAGCGCUGCAGAUGCUGACGUGGGGCUCAAUGCCAAGGUGACCUAUUCCCUGGCAGCAGAGCAAGGGCCAGAGCGGCCCUGGUGCUCCUGCAUCUCGGUGAACUCGGAGACGGGACACGUGUUUGUGCUGCGGCCCCUGGACUACGAGCACUUGAGGCAGACCGAGGUGACGGUCAGUGCCUCUGACGCGGGCUCUCCUCCCCUCCGAGCCAACGUCAGCGUCCGCCUUGUGGUGCUGGACGAGAACGACAACGCCCCGCUCGUGCUCUACCCGGCCCCCGAGAGCAGCCCGGCCUCCAGUGAGCUGGUGCCCGUGUCGGCUGAGGCGGGCUACCUCAUCAGCAAAGUGGUGGCCGUCGAUGCCGACUCGGGACAGAACUCCUGGCUCUCCUACCACCUGCUGAGGGCCACCGACCCAGGCCUGUUUUCCGUGGGCCUCCAAAGCGGCGAGGUGCGUCUCAGGAGGCCGGUGACAGAGAGAGACAGCGUCAAGCAGAAGCUCCUUGUGCUGGUCAGAGACAACGGCAAGCCCCCGCUCUCAGCCACGGCAGCUCUCAGCGCUCUCCUGCUCAAGGACUUCUCCGACGUGCGCCUCCCGCACAGCAGCCCGGCCACCGAGGAUCAGGCCGCCUCCCUCACCACCUAUUUAAUCAUUGCCUUGGUCUUUGUCUCCCUCCUCUUCCUCAUCACCACCGCAGCGCUGGUGGCUCGCAGGCUGUGCAGGAGGAAGGAGCUGAAGGCUGGCCACGUGCUCUAUGCUGCCGACACCUUGCAGAGCGGCCUGGCCGAUGCAGCCGCUGCUGCAGGGACCCUGCCCCGCCCCUAUUGCUACGAGAUCAGCCUCACCACGGGCUCGGGCAACAGCGAGUUCAGAUUCCUCAAGCCCAUCCUGCCCAGCCUGCCCCCACAGCACUGCGCCGUGGGCCAGGGCCCCCAUGAGGAACAGGAUUUCCCCGCUGGCCCUGUCAGCAGCGAGGACACAGCCCCAGACAAUGCUGGCACUCUCUCUGCAGGACAGUUCAACGCUCUUUCCUUUGACUAGCUGGGCUCUGCACAGACUGAGGCUUCAUCGGUCUUGGGAGGAAGAUAUCAAGGCUCCAGCAUGUGGCAAUUUUUUCUCAAGAGUUUAUCUGUGUUUGCAGUUGGAUCAACCAACUUUCUGAAAGUUCUAUUCAGAAUAAAAGCAAUCUGGCACUCCCAAUACAUCAAUGGAAGUACAAGAGGUCAAGGUUCACUCACUUUUUUUAGUCAUUUGUUUCAGCUCUUUAACUGCUAUUUCUUACAGGCUUCAUGAAUGCAGGUAGCACUCACAGCUCUGUUGUUCUUUCUCUUGCUGUCUGACAAGUCAGAGGACCUUUUUAUUCUGACCUUUAAACAAUGUCACUGUGGGCCAAACAAGUCAUAUCCUCACUGA